Messenger RNA from Leptopilina heterotoma, 904 nucleotides. RefSeq lists its product as uncharacterized. NCBI's taxonomy places the organism in Eukaryota, Metazoa, Arthropoda, Insecta, Hymenoptera, Figitidae. The transcript has 5 exons. Bases 1 to 894 code for a protein of 297 amino acids. The record is from RefSeq and is a predicted model, not a curated record.
AUGAGUGGUGAAAAAAGUGAUGGAUACGCGAAGUUGGUGGAGAACAUGAGGAAAAGAGUGGAAAUUUACGCGAAAAAUAAAGCGUUUCGUGCGGAAUUAAUAGUGGAACGGGAGUUGUCCGUGGUGGAGAUCCUCCAGGGGCAUAAGAUAGAGGCACUCUUGGAAAAGGUUUUGGAGAUGCAACAAAUCUCCGAAAAGUCAAGGGGUCUACUUAUUAGUUUUGGGACUUGGGCCCCUGCUCCCGUUCGGAAAGAUGAAGAUUCCUUUUGGAGUUUUGACCAGGAUCUAGCCCGUGGGCGAGGGAAAAUUCACCCGGCUCAAUCGUGGUUCCAGGAGUAUUUCUGGGACGAAGAAGAUGAAGCCUAUAUUAGAAGGGGCUUCUGGGCUCCGAAAAGCUUCCGCAAUCCCGUAAGGGUGAACGCUUAUUUACCGGGGCUAAAAAUGGUAGUAGGGCGGUUUCCCAAGAACGGGCUUCCAGAGAUUAGUUUAUUAAAAGAUCUUCCUACGAUUCCCGGGCACAUAGGAGUGCAACCACUGCGCAAGGGGUUAAAGAUUAUCUUCUUGCAAUGCCACGACUGGUUAGGGAUGAAUCAACCCCGUACGAGAGGAUGGUGGCAACUAAGAUUGGAUGUGGACAACAAGAGUGCUUGGCACACCUUCCCAGUGCCUUGCCCGCGGGCGAUCGCAAAAGUAGAAAAGAAGGAAGAGGAAGAAGAAAGGGUUAAUUGGGAAGAAGAAGAAGAGGAAGGAACAGAGGGUAGUUGGGAGGAAGAAGAAACAACAGAGGGAAGUUGGGAGCAAGAGACUGAAGAGUCAGAAGUAAAUUAUGAAGAAGAGGAGGAAGGGACGGGGAGUAGUUGGGAGGAAGAGUUCCCCAAUAGCCUCGGUGGAUAAAACGUACCUU